This is a messenger RNA of Anthonomus grandis grandis, 1500 nucleotides long. Its product is annotated as nuclear pore glycoprotein p62. Gene Ontology annotation, molecular function: structural constituent of nuclear pore; phospholipid binding. Gene Ontology annotation, cellular component: nuclear pore; nuclear pore central transport channel. The record is from RefSeq and is a predicted model, not a curated record. Lineage: Eukaryota; Metazoa; Arthropoda; Insecta; Coleoptera; Curculionidae. Gene Ontology annotation, biological process: protein import into nucleus; RNA export from nucleus. The transcript has 8 exons. Bases 171 to 1454 code for a protein of 427 amino acids.
CGAUUUAGUCGCUGGAUAUCAAUAUGACGCUAGCUUCACACACAUUUUAGUGUUGUGGUUUUGUUUUACUCAUAGAUGAGAGGUUUAUAAAGAGUUCAAGUUUAAGGGUUUCAAGUGAAAAACCACAAAGUGUUAAAAUUUUCUUUAAAGCUUGCUGUUGAAUCUUAACUAUGUCGUUUUCACUUGGGGGUCCACCGAAAACCGCCUCAGGCUUCACUUUACCCUCAGCAACUCCCACCACUACACCUUCUACAGGCUUUUCAUUCGGUGGGGUAGCUCAACCCGGUUCUGGGGACAAUAAAGCAGCGUCCACCUUAUUUUCAACUCCAGUGAAACCUGUUACUACUACGGCCAGUACAGGGAGUUUAGGAUUCGGUUUUGGUGGGCCGGCAAAAACUAGUGCUAGUUUAAGUUUUGGCACUGCAACUCCGCAAACUACCCAGGCACCUACUUUGGGAGGGUUCGGAUUUGGUGCUGGGACUACUUCUUCAGCUGCCGCAACAACUGCUGCAACUACAAGUGCUGCUGCUGCACCUCCAUCUUUACAAUUCAGCUUUGGUGGAGCUGCUGCUUCUACAGCUGUCCCCGCUGCCUCCACAUCAACCACCAGCUUUACACCAAUUUUAGGUGGGGCGAGUGCUAGCACCACCACUAGCACUGCUGCUAGCAGUACCCCUGCCUCCUCUUCAACUGGUUUAUUGUUUGGUACACCAGCUGUGGCCGCUUCUGUAGCAUCAGUGCCUAAACUAGGAUUAGGUACUACAACAAGUGCAGCAAGCACUGGUGCAGGAUUUUCUUUGGGGGGCACAACUGCGACAGCCAGUGUAGCUCCAAGUCAGACGACAAAAUCUCAAGCUGUCCCAACUGCUAGUUCAUUAACGUUCUCCCAAUUAGAAGAUUCGAUUAAUAAAUGGACCAUAGACUUGGAAGAACAGGGAAAGUUCUUUGUUAAUCAGGCCAAACAACUUAACGCUUGGGAUACCCUUCUUAUUUCUAAUGGAGAAAAAAUCCUAAAUUUAAAUAGUAGCAUAGAAAAAGUGAAACAGCAACAGUCUCAGCUGGACCAGGAAUUGGAUUUUAUUCUGGCACAACAAAAGGAACUGGAGGAACUCGUCGGGCCACUGGAGAAGGAGCUGAUUGAUAUUCCUGUGCAAGAUAUUGAUCGGAAUCAAAUGUACCAAUAUGCAGAAGUCAUCGAUUCUCAACUGAAACAGAUAUUAGAUGAUUUAAAAGAAAUAAUUGAAAAUAUCAAUGAAUCAAAUAGGGAUGAGGAAGUGGCCGCAAACCCAAUUACUCAGAUAAGUAAGAUUUUAAAUGCCCACAUGGGUUCCCUGGAGUGGAUAGACACGAAUACCGCACAAAUCAGCAGACAGUUAGAUGAACUUUCUAAACUCGAAGAGGCCACUAAGAAGAACUUGAGUUUGAACCAUUCUUCUACAUCCAUGUUUAUGUAAUUAUAUGAAAAUAGGCACUUAAUAAUAAAUAUUUUUUUCUUAUAAA